Messenger RNA from Anguilla anguilla (European eel), 2739 nucleotides. RefSeq names its product class I histocompatibility antigen, F10 alpha chain-like. Bases 148 to 1152 code for a protein of 334 amino acids. NCBI's taxonomy places the organism in Eukaryota, Metazoa, Chordata, Actinopteri, Anguilliformes, Anguillidae. The transcript has 7 exons. Gene Ontology annotation, biological process: immune response. The record is from RefSeq and is a predicted model, not a curated record. Gene Ontology annotation, cellular component: external side of plasma membrane.
CGCAGCGACGAACUGUUUGUGGGUGGUGGAGGAAAUGAGGUGGGAGAGAAAAGCUCUUAAGGUGUGGCCAUGAAACGUCAGGAAGAAGUAUUAAACUCGGAUCCGAACGCAGCCGGGAAGUUUGGAGUGUUGGGUUUUUAAGAAGUUAUGGAACGAAUAACUGCGCUUCUUUUUCUUUUACAGGCGACAGUAACUGUUGUCAACACAGGUUCACACUCAAUCUGGGUGUUUGCAACACUUAUUUACGGGCAGACCCAAUUCCCAGAAUUCAGUAUUUUGGCAUUUUUGGAUGAUCUUCAGGUGCUGUACUAUGACAGCAACAUCAAGAAAAUGAUCUCUCGAAGCCAACCAAGCUCCACAAAGGGAGUUCAAGAUAUUAUGCAUCUAGGUGCAAACAUUGUGGUAGAAGGCAUUUACAGUGGCAUGAAACGUCCCACACAUGUAAGGUUCUUUGACAGUCACACUGAAGGAGUUCAUGUUCAUCAGAGGCUGGCUGGAUGUGUGCUGGACAAUGACAAGCCCAGUCAGGUCAUGCUGUGGGAUGCUUAUGAUGGAACAGAAGCGAUACAUUAUGACACGCAUAAUCGCACAGUCAGCCCUUUAUGGCCACAGCUUAUAUGGACCACAAAGCAAGCAGAGAUUGUUCGAAUGCGGUUUAUAGAUAUUUAUCAGCCUAUAUGUAUCCAAAUACUGAAGUACUAUCUGGAGAAAGAAAAGAAUAUUGUGCUUAGAAAAGAGAGGCCCAGAGUCAGACUAAUCCAGAAGACAUGCAGGGAGACUGGAGUGGUGAAGGUGAGCUGUCUGGCCACUGGCUUCUACCCCCGGCACAUCAACCUGACCAUGCUGAGAGACGACCGUCCCAUUCCAGACGAGGAGCUCAUUUUCGGGGAGGUGUUACCCAACGGAGACGGGACUUACCAGACGAGGAGAACCCUUAGUAUCAGUUCGGAGAAAGCGAGAGAGAAACACCGUUACACCUGCUCUGUCACACACCUUGCUCUGGACAACAAGCUGGACAUCAACUGGGAACCAGGUGAAGGUGCUGAUGUUGCAGUCAUCAGUUCUGUGGUUGUAGUGCUGGUUCUGGUUCUGGUUCUGAUCUUUGCCAUCGCUGCGUUUAUCGUCUAUAAGAAGAGACGCAGAGGCAUCUAGACCUCCAUUGGAUACUUUCUUGCUAAAGAACUUUGGCCAAGCCAGUGGACGAUUCACCACCCAUGAACAGUGAACUAGUGCUACAGAGGAGAAGACGGAUCAGCACUGCAUCCCAUCUCUACUAAACUACAGAUAAGCUUAGAGAUCUCCACCAUAAUCCUAAGAAAAAUCAUACCAUCCGGGUAGAUGGACAUUGGACACUAUUUUAUUUUGAAACUUAUUAUAGAAGCAGAGCUCUGAUAUUUUUGUUUUGUUUGGAUUAUCCAAUUGUUUUGACUAUAUAGCUUUGUAUAUUUGCAGAUUUAAAUAGAUCACUUCAAAUACGUUUCCAUCAUUUUUAAUGGAAAAAUCAGAUAUUUAACUAAUUCAAUUAAGGUUAGGGUAAUGAAAGUUGAGUCUGAGGGUUGAGGCAAUUCACAGCUGUGUUCAGCAGCUUAAAGAAAGGUUAGGACAUGGAUUUGUUUUUGGAUGAGACAAAAAUUUUCUCUAGUAGCAUGGCCUAUGGCCAGUACCUAUGACCAUAAAUAGAUUUAGAAUAUAUUCAUAUUUUUUUCAGGGAAAUGAUUAUUUUUUAAAUAACCUCAACCAUAUUAUUUUUCAUUUGUAUUAUUUAAUUCAUGAUUUUAGCUUUGUUUUUCAUCAAUUCUAAAUGAGUAAUUAGAUGUUUUCAAAAGUGCCUAUGCCUAAGUUUUAGGGCUCAAAUUAGGGUUAGGAAAAUUAGGAAAACAGCGAGACUGAGGGUUAAGGCGAGUUAGGCAGCUUGAAGAACAGUUAGUACAUGGGCUUCUUAAUUAUUUUGAAUCAGCCAAAUAUUUUCUAUAGUAGCAUGUGUACCUAUGGCCAUUGAUUACAAUAUAUAUUACAAUUACAAUAUAUACAUUUUCAUAUUUGAAAAAUGACUAACAUUUACAAAGCAUAAAUCAUCUGUUUUCAUAGCUUACAUUUUUUAAAAUUUAUUAUUUUAUGCAAUAAUCACAAUGAAAUUUUGAUGCACUACUCAUUACACUGUUUUACAGACCCAGCAACACCGGUGCCAUUCUAUGUUUGUAGUGUCAGUUCUGGGUCUGAUCUUAGGCAUCUCUGCGUUUGCUUCCUGUGAAGGGAAGACUGUUUAAGAGCCCAGGAGAGAGAGGUAGCGUUUACAGGGUCAUCAUGACUGGACAAAGUGGCCUCAAAGCAUUCCAAAAAAAUGAAAAGAUAACUGAAUUGUGUUGGCCAGAGGUGGUUGUGGCACAAAUAAACCUAACAGAGUGUUUGUGUCAAAGGCAAACACACACACACACACACACACACACACACACAAAAAGAUAUACAUAGCCUAUAGCAGUAUUUAUAUCCUUGCAUGGCAUUAGAGCUUCAAAUAGCUUUGUGUAAAUCCUGAAAUUUACACAAUGUUAUUUUAAUCCUGAAAAAAUAUCCAAAAUCCUAAAAAUAAAGAAAAUGUCUGCAGGUUGGCUGGCAGUGUGUAGUAGUGUUUAGUGAUCAUAAUUAUGUUGCAUUUGAAGAUAAAGUGGAAUACAGAUGUUUUCACCCGGCAAAACAUUCUGCAAAUGUUCAGAUACAAAUAAAAAUCUUUUGUUAAACAGG